AGCUGCUGUCAGACAGCUGUCUGUCUUGUGAUCAAAAAUCUAAAUUUCAGCGUAAUUUUCGAAUAUUUUAAUAAUUUCUAUAUAUUUAUUUAUUAUUAAAAUAAAGAAGUGUCAAUGUGAAUUGACAUAGAAAACUUUAUAGUUAUUAGACUACUUAUAAAACUAGUAUCUUAUGUUAUUUGUUUACAUUAAAAGAACGAAAUGUUUUUUGUCAUUUUUGUUAAAUAAACAAUCAAUAGUAUUUUAUGGUUGUGAUGUUAAUGUUAGUUUAUCAUGGGAAAGUUCAGUACUUACAGGUAUUUAGAGUUAAAAGAUGAUAGUCCAACUCCACAUAUCAAUGUGAGAAGCAGAACCAUUAAACAGCCGAGGCGUUUGAAGAAAAUAUUUAUUUUGCUUGUAAUAGCAGUAUUAUUCGUGACUUACUUCUUGGGUUUAUUUGCGGGACAAUCGCAAUGGUUGGACGGCAUAGCCAAGAGCUUAGGCUACCAGAGCGUGAACCACUAUGCGGUCAUCAUAGAUGCUGGCUCUUCCGGGUCCAGAGUGCUCGCCUACAAGUUUAGAGUGCCUUUCACAGUAUUCGGGCAAGCUAAUUUGGAUCUGGUUGAGGAAUAUUUCGAGCAGUCGAAACCUGGCCUGUCUUCCUAUGCCGAUGAUCCAGCAAAGGGCGCUGACACUAUAGUACAAUUGAUAAAGAAAGCAGAGUUCCUAAUACCGGCCGAGAAGCGGCGGACAACGCCGUUGAUAGUUCGAGCCACAGCGGGCCUGAGGCUGCUGCCCAAGGAUAAGGCACACCAGUUACUAGUCGAAGUUUCUAAGGCGAUUUCCACGUUAGGCUAUGAUGUUGGUCCCAACGGUGUGGAAAUCAUGGACGGCUCUGAUGAAGGCAUAUUCAUUUGGUACACGUUGAAUCUCUUACACAAUCUGAUGGACGGUGAGACGAUGGCAGCUUUAGAUUUAGGCGGGGGCUCCACGCAGAUCACUUACCAGUUGGGGGACGGUGAUUCCAAACUGUUCCCCGUCAGCGAUCAAUACGUGGUGCCCGCGGGAGGGAAUAAUAUCACACUUUAUACACACAGCUACCUCAAUUUAGGUUUGUUAGCGGCCCGCUACGGCGUAUUCAGUAUGGAGGCCAACAAUAAUACCACUACGGAAUUCACUUCGGUCUGCGUCGACCCCAUAGUGCAGAAGGAACCGUGGACUUAUGGCAACAAGCAGUACGUUAUCAGUGGUGCCCGUCGUCAAGGCCUCAAACGGGAAGCCGUUUACAACCUAUGCCACAACGCCGUGGUAAAGUAUUUGAAGCGUACUAUGGACUGGGAGCCGGCGCGAGCACCGCGAGGAAGCGUCGCCGCCAUGAGCUACUUCUACGACGUGGCCGCGGAUGCAGGCAUUAUAGAUGUUAUGAAAGGUGGCACGGUCUCAUUAUCACAGUACCGUACAUCUGCCGUACGGGCUUGCUCCGCCUCCAACGUGGAGCAGCCGUGGGCGUGCAUAGAUCUAGUGUACGUGCUCACUUUACUACAGGACGGGUACAAGAUGAAGGACAACGACCCGGUCUCGUUGUUCAAGAAGGUGAAUGGACAUGAGGUAUCGUGGGCGUUAGGUCUUGCCUACACUACAGUCAUGAACCGAAUCGCCGUUAUGGUUGAAGUUUAAAACAAUCCUCCAAGUAGGGAAAGGUAGGUUGGCCAUAAUUUAAAAUUGUCGUCACCAGCCUAUUAAUGUCCUCACUGUUGGGGCAUAAGCCUUCCCUACGGAUGAAAUAGUGAGAAAUUGAAAUAUUGAAUUCAAAUUUGAAUUAUUGAAUACAAAAAAUUUUGCACUCGAUUUUGUAUACACUCCGUUUUUGUAAAAUUUUGUAAACAAUUCGUACACGCAAUCUUUUUUUUCAAAAUUAGGUUUUCAAUAGUGUUUAUUUAUUUUUGGUAAGAAAUCACUUUCUAACAAAUCUAAACAUGGAAGUGAUGUAUUGCAUUAUUUGUUAGAAAUGUGUUUUCAUAAAUGAGACUAGGAAGAAAAAAAAAUGGAUAAUUCAGACCUCGAAUUUUCUACAAUAUACAUGGAACGCGUAGCUUUUUUUUACUUGUAGGGCUAAAAAGACAACAUUUUCCGAUUAUUUAUUAUUUUGAGUGGCAAUUAUAAGCACCCAGUGCUACAUUACGAAUCAAGGAAACUAUGAACUCUUAUUUGGCGAUGAAACUGGAUUUCAUCUCGAAAAAAAUAAUCAAAUAGGGUUUUUUUCGUCUAUCAGGUGAAUUAUCAAAAUGUACAUAUUGGACACGCAUCGUUUUUCUCAUAAUCAAAACAUUACAGUACCCAUAGCAC
Molecule: messenger RNA, 2325 nt
Organism: Chilo suppressalis (striped riceborer)
Lineage: Eukaryota; Metazoa; Arthropoda; Insecta; Lepidoptera; Crambidae
Source: the annotation of a GenBank genome assembly